UUAUCGAAAGAAUGCCUCCUACGCACAAAAUUAGCAAUGAGCUCUAAACACAUGGCAUUUCACACAAUGAACAAAAAUAUUCACAAGACUUGUUUUACUGAACUUUAGUCACGCUGCGGUCAAAAUAAAUCAAGUUCAACUUCUUUGGACUUAUAUUUAAAACUGGUUCUCUACAAUGCAGCUGCCAUUUAUGAAUUUUUGCAUCUCGUCAAAUGUCACUGUCAAUUUCAAGAACUAAGAUUUCGCAAUAUUUACGAUAUAUUGUCGUGAUUCUUUAUUAGUGGCACAUUGAAAUUACCUACUGCUUUAAGGCUCUAAUAAACAUCAUUAAGCUUAAUUUUCUGAUAAGCUCCUAAUAUGUUCGUCAACGAACGAAGAUCAGUUUCGCAACCUUGUACAACAACUGAUAUGUCACACGUAAUGAGUACACAACCCCGAAGAUCUCUAUUUGCAUACAUUUUCGCAAAAGCCCAAUUCUACUGUGUUGUGUUUGUAUUGAUACCAUUUAUCUUUGUCUUCCAAGUCACCGUAGUGUACCCAGAACUAGUCAAGAAGUUAAAAGCUGGCAUCGCGAAACAAAUAUUCCACAUCUGUUUGAUAUCGUUCUGCUUCAUCAACGUGGUUGGCAACUUGGUUUAUAGUAUCAUGAUGGAUUCUACUUUAAAAAGGCCUGCAUUUGGUGAAGGUACGUACUGUGAAGAAUGUCGGAUGGUACGGCCAGUGAGGAGCUGGCACUGCAUGCAAUGCAACGUGUGCAUCAUGAAGCGCGACCACCACUGCUCGUUCCUGUCGCGCUGCAUCGGUCUCUACAACCAGAGGUACUUCGUGCUGUUCCUGGGCCACGUGAUGCUCUCCAUGAUAUACGCUACCUACUACAACUAUUACUUCGUGACCAUGAAGUUUAAAGACGGCUGGGCACUGUCAGCCUUCCGCAUCAUCAACCCUCUAUUGAGAUUCGUCAUUCCAGAACCCAUGGGCUCCAAAGACGUUUAUUUGUUCUUCUUGUUCAUGAACAUAGCUCUUAUAUUCUGGUCUGGCGGUUUGUUCUAUUGGCAUUUCAAAAACGUUGUGAUGGGCGUGACUUCUUACGAGGCCAGAUUUCCUGAACUAAAGGACGCGAGCAGAUGGAAGCAGAAUUUGCUUAAUGUAUUUGGAACUAAAUGGUACCUAGCUAUAAUUUGGCCUAUGUGUAAAAGUCCGUUGCCGGAGGACGCUAAAUACGUGUAGAAGUGUUUAGUUAAGAAUUUACUGUAGAUAUUAGUUUCAAUAAAC
Messenger RNA from Spodoptera frugiperda (fall armyworm), 1272 nucleotides. RefSeq names its product palmitoyltransferase ZDHHC21-like. The coding region runs from base 358 to 1227 and encodes 289 amino acids. The transcript has a single exon. Lineage: Eukaryota; Metazoa; Arthropoda; Insecta; Lepidoptera; Noctuidae. The record is from RefSeq and is a predicted model, not a curated record. Gene Ontology annotation, molecular function: palmitoyltransferase activity.